This is a messenger RNA of Cyclopterus lumpus (lumpfish), 2168 nucleotides long. RefSeq names its product dachshund homolog 2-like. The transcript is spliced from 12 exons. The coding region runs from base 186 to 2126 and encodes 646 amino acids. NCBI's taxonomy places the organism in Eukaryota, Metazoa, Chordata, Actinopteri, Perciformes, Cyclopteridae. The record is from RefSeq and is a predicted model, not a curated record.
GAGAGGAGCGAGCGGAAGGAGAACAGUGACAGCAAAACAAGCGGGAGAAGACGCACGAGCGCUACUUCUUUUGCUUCUUCUUCUUCUUCUUCUUCUUCUUCUUCUUCUUCUUCCCUUCAAGUGGAAAGCGAGAGAAGAAGAAAGUGAGAGAGUGAGUGAGAGAGAGACAGAACUCUCGCCGCUUCAUGUCGCUUCCCGGCUCCCCUCCGCUGCUCUCGCUGCCGGGCUCGGGCGCCCCGACUCCGGCCGCGCUCUACCGCUCGGCGCCGGACGCGCUCCACACCUCCGUCAGCUCCACCGGCACCUCCAGCCCGGGCCACACCAACUCCCACGCGCACUCCCACGCGCACUCCCUGUCCCCGUCGCCGCGGCUCACCAGCAGCAUGCUCAGCGCUUUCCUGCCCGGACCAGGGGGCACGCUGGCCGGAUUGGGCAACGGCGGCGCCGCCCCGGUCAUGUCCGGAGGCGGCGGCGCCGCCGCUCUGGGACCCCUCGGCGGGCUCGGCUCGCUCAACACUGCCGGCCUGACCCCCGGCUCCCCCGGCAUGGCGCAGACCUCCGCCAGCCCGGGUCUUUGCAGCGAGUGCAAGCUGGUGGAGGUGCACGGCGUGAAGGUGGCCAGCUUCGGCGUGGACGGCCAGGAGCUCAUCUGCCUGCCGCAGGUGUUCGACCUCUUCCUGAAGCACCUGGUGGGCGGGCUGCACACCGUCUACACCAAGCUCAAGAGGCUGGACAUCGCGCCGGUGGUGUGCACCGUGGAGCAGGUGCGCGUCCUGCGGGGGCUCGGCGCCAUCCAGCCCGGCGUGAACCGCUGCAAGCUCAUCUCCAGGAAGGACUUCGAGAUCCUGUACCAGGACUGCACCAGCGCCAGCUCUCGUCCGGGCCGUCCUCCGAAGCGUUGUUCUGGUGCAGGGAUCCAGGAAAGCCCCAGGCUGCUGCACCCGGGCCUCCCCGGCCUGCUGUCCCCCAACCUGCUGUCUCACACCGGCCUGACAGCAGCAGCCAUGGCCGAGCUCCAGAAGCUGCAGAAGAUGAAGAUGAUGAUGAGUCUCCAGAACGGCAACGAGUCGGACAACGACGACUUGCACUCCAACACAGGAGGCAGCGAGUGUUCUUGGGAUAAGGAGCGUCUGACCAGCCCUGUUGGAGCCCACGGCGGGGGAGCAGGAGGUGGAGGAGGAGGUGGGAGGGGGCCGGUCCUCGGAGCUGUCAAUCAACAACAACUCCAGCAGCAGCAACAGCUACUGGCCAACAGGUUGGACCUGCCCUUCAUGAUGAUGCCCCACCCCCUGCUGCCCAUGGGGCUGCCUCCGGCCUCGGUAGCGAUGGCCAUGUCGCAGAUGAACCACCUCAACACCAUCGCCAACAUGGCCGCCGCAGCCCAGCAGAUACACACUCACGUGCACAGGGCGCCGGUCAUCAAGGAGAGAGUGUGUGACAGUCCCUCUCUCUCUCCAUCUGUUGAUGAGACCAACACUCCUCUGCAGUCGCAGCCCAGCAGCUCGGCCUCCAGCUCGCCCGAAAGACUUGGAUUGGUGUCAAUGGAUGCAGAUGUUGCACUGACCAACCCGACUGCACCCAUCAAGAAAAUAACAAAGGACAAAGACGAGUGCUCGCUGGGUCAAGCCCUGCCCCCUGGCUUCCCUGCUCCGUUCCUAUUCGCUGACGGCCUGUCGUCAGUGGAGACCCUCCUCACCAACAUACAGGGCCUGCUGAAGGUCGCGGUGGAGAACGCCCGGGUUCAGGACAAACACAUCCAGACGGAGAAGAGGGAGCUGAAGAUGGAGCUCUACAGAGAACGAGAGAUGAGAGAGAGCCUCGAACGGCAGCUCACCUCCGAACUGCAGAGCCGAGCCUCCAUCCAGAAGCGCCUGAAGAAGGAGAAGAAGGCCAAGAGGAAGCUGCAGGAGGCGCUGGAGUUCGAGUCCAAGAGGCGGGAGAGAGUGGAGGGCGUUCUGAAGCACUCGUCCUCGUCCUCCCCGUCUCCGGAGCCGCUGCACGCCGCCAACAACAACCAGAACGACGCUGCUGCAGCCGAGGAUAAACCUGAACUUAAUGGGAACCAGCAAGACAACGGCGCUGUGCAAGACUCCCGGUCGUUUCUGAAGAACCCGAUGAUGUUCUAGGGAGACGGACCCCGCCUCCUGAAGCCCCGCCUCCCGAAGCCC